AUGCAACGCCUGCUCUUGCUCUUGCUCUUACGACCUAGAGCCUCUCUUCUCCAACGACCCCUCCGACCCCUCACCGUCACUGCAUACGCACCACCUGCAGCAGCUCGGCCUGACCUCUCGCAGCCGCUUCGACGAGCGUGGUGUUCCAACAUGGCCUCGUCCGCUCCUCAUCCCGUCUCGUCGACCGCCGAACCGGCGCGCGCUGCUGUCCCUUCCGAUCCUUCUUCCGCACCUGCACCUUCAGCGCCAGCUCCAUCAGCAGGUGGUCACAAGCCCGCCGGCGCUCCCAAAGCUCCCAAGGAGAAGAAACCUAAAAAGGACGGCGCCGCCGUAGCCGGGAUCACCGCCGGCGUCAAUGCGCUCGAGUUGACCCCACAGCCUGCCUUCAUCCAGUCUCGUAUCGAGAUGUUUGAGAGGAUCCAGAAGGAGCAGCACGAGAAGCUUGCUGGUGAGUCGAGUGUGCAGACACGCAGGGGGGGACGAGCUCGGGGGGGGGAAACGGCCGAACUGAUCGACCCCCUAUUUGGUGUACUCCCCUGAACAGCGCUCCCCCGAGAACCGAUCAAGAUCACUUUGCCCGAUGGAGGCGUCAAGGAAGGUACCAGUUGGGAGACGUCCCCGAUGCAGAUCGCCCUCGGCAUCAGCAAGGGGCUCGCCGAAAAGACCGUCAUCGCAAAGGUGAGAUCGAGAGAGUCCGAUUUAGGAUCCAGUUUCACACCACUGAUAUGCCUUCGUUCUCCUUCGCUUCAGGUCAAUGGAGUUCUCUGGGACAUGGACCGCCCCUUUGAAAAGGACUCGUCCCUCGAACUCUUGGACUUUGACCAUCCCGAAGGUACGCCCGGCUCAUUCCACGCGUCCGAGUGAACCCAGCUCAUCAUCUUCCCUCUCCAGGCAAGAAGGUCUGGUGGCACUCGUCAGCCCACAUCUUGGGAGAAUGCUGCGAGAGGCACUACGGUGCCCAUCUCGCCGUCGGUCCCCCCACGGACGAAGGCUUCUUUUACGAGAUGGGAAUGAACUCGGACAGGUGCGCAACGACGCCAUCCUCAGACCAUUCCACCUCGAGAUGACUGAGCAGCUUGUUCACUCGUACUAGGAUCGUCACCUCGACCGACUAUACGCCUUUGGAGACGCUCGCCAAGAGUGUCGUCAAGGAGAAGCAAAAGUUUGAACGCCUCGAGAUGACCAAGGAGCAAUUGUUGGAGAUGUUCGCCGUACGUCAAGAUCGUGACCCCCUUGGUUUGAGAGAGAGCAGACACUGACUGGCUUUCUUUGUAACAGUACAAUCCCUUCAAGGUGCACAUCAUCAAGGACAAGAUCCCCGACGGUACCUCGACCUCGGUCUACCGCUGCGGCACCAUGGUCGACUUGUGCAGAGGGCCGCACAUCCCGCACACGGGCAAGGUCAAGGCCUUGGCGAUCCUCAAGAACUCGGCGUCUUACUUCCUCGGCAACAAGGACAACGCUUCCUUGCAACGCGUGUACGGCAUCUCGUUCCCCGAUACCAAGCAAAUGACCGAACACAAGAAAUUCCUGGAAGAAGCGGCCAAGCGCGAUCAUCGACGGAUCGGUAAGGACCAGGAACUUUUCUUCUUCCACGAGUUGUCCCCCGGUACGGCGUUUUGGUUACCCCACGGUACGAGGAUCUACAACACCUUGGUCGAUUUCAUGCGCUCCGAGUACCGGAAGCGCAACUUCCAGGAAGUCAUCUCGCCCAACAUGUACAACGCCAAGUUGUGGGAAACGUCGGGUCAUUGGGCCAAUUACGCCGACGACAUGUUCAAGCUCGAAGUUGAGAAGGAACAAUUCGCGCUCAAACCGAUGAACUGCCCGGGACAUUGCUUGAUUUUCGCUUCGAGGGAUCGAUCGUACCGCGAGUUGCCGAUCAGGAUGGCCGAUUUCGGAGUCUUGCACAGGAACGAGGCGAGUGGCGCUUUGACGGGUUUGACCAGGGUCAGGAGGUUCCAACAGGAUGAUGCCCAUCAUUUCUGUAUGGCCGAUCAAGUGAGUGGAUGAAAAGGGUUCGAGAGACGUUGCCAAAAGCAAAACAGCGAGAGUUCAUUCCUUUCUCCAUCACGUAGAUCGAACAAGAGAUGGACGUCUGCUUCGAUUUCCUCAACCACGUCUACGGCACUUUUGGUUUCCAAUUCAACCUCAAGCUCUCGACCCGUCCCGAGAACUUUCUCGGCAAGAUCGAGACCUGGGACGAAGCCGAACGUAUGCUGUCCGCCUCAUUGGACAAGUUCGUCCCCGGCAAAUGGACCGUCGAUCCUGGAGAUGGUGCUUUCUACGGUCCCAAGAUCGACAUUACGAUCCAAGAUGCGCUCAAGCGUAAACACCAAUGCGCGACCAUUCAACUCGAUUACCAACUCCCCCAAAGGUUCGAUCUGCAAUACCGUUCCGCCGAAGGAGGUGGCGAAGCCGACAAGGACAAGAAGAUGGCUCGACCGGUGAUGAUUCAUCGUGCGAUCUUGGGUUCGGUCGAAAGGUUCGUCGCGAUCUUGACCGAACAUUUCGCGGGGAAAUGGCCGUUCUGGAUCUCGCCUCGUCAAGUCUUGAUCAUCCCCGUCGCGCAACCUCAUAAGGAAUACGCUUCCAAACUGCAAGCCCAAUUGUGGGAGAUGGGUUUCUUCGCCGACGCGGAUUUGACGGACGCGACAUUGCCCAAGAAGGUUAGGAAUGGUGAAAUCGCGCAGUACAACUUUAUCUUUGUCGUCGGGUCCGAAGAGGUCGAGUCGAGUUCGGUCAACGUCAGGAAUCGCGAUGAUGUCGGAGUCAAAGGUAAGACCGAGGUGAUUGUGUUUGAUAAGGUGUGCCAGAUGUUGAAGGCGCUCAAGGAUGAGAGGAGGUUGGAGAACAAGUUGAUUUGA
Molecule: messenger RNA, 2867 nt
Organism: Microbotryum saponariae
Lineage: Eukaryota; Fungi; Basidiomycota; Microbotryomycetes; Microbotryales; Microbotryaceae
Source: the annotation of a GenBank genome assembly